Microsporum canis CBS 113480 is the source of this 2169-nucleotide messenger RNA. Its product is annotated as SLY1. Gene Ontology annotation, cellular component: cytosol; Golgi membrane. NCBI's taxonomy places the organism in Eukaryota, Fungi, Ascomycota, Eurotiomycetes, Onygenales, Arthrodermataceae. The transcript has 4 exons. Bases 1 to 2169 code for a protein of 722 amino acids. Gene Ontology annotation, molecular function: syntaxin binding. Gene Ontology annotation, biological process: endoplasmic reticulum to Golgi vesicle-mediated transport; intracellular protein transport. The record is from RefSeq and is a predicted model, not a curated record.
AUGGCAUCUAGCCCUCUCUCCCUCCGGCAGCGCCAGAUUGCCGCAAUUGAGAAUAUAUUAAACCUGAACCAGGAAAUUCCGCAUCAGAAUGGGCUCCAGGGAGAUGCCGCCAUCGGGAAGGAUGGCCUCAUACCUCGUGCCGCCCCCCUACUAAACGAGGACGGUGACCCGGUGUGGAAGAUCCUUGUUUUUGAUAAUCUCGGGCGUGAUGUCAUUAGCAGUGUCCUCCGUGUAAAUGACCUUCGAAGCUGGGGAGUCACAAUCCACCUUAAUUUGAAUUCUCGUCGCUACCCCAUUCCAGACGUCCCUGUUAUAUAUUUGGUUGAACCAACCGCUGAAAAUAUUAAGAUGAUUACUUCCGAUCUGUCAAAAGGCCUCUACUCCCCCGCAUAUGUUAACUUUCUCUCCUCCGUUCCCCGGCCUACCCUUGAAGACUUUGCUGCGGAGAUCGCCUCUAGCGGAACAGCAGACAAGGUUGCGCAGAUCUACGACCAAUAUCUAAAUUUUACUGUUGCAGAGCCGGAGCUAUUCAGUUUAGGAAUGGGGAAGGAUACAUACUGGAAAAUCAAUAGUGCAACUACCAAAGAUGAAGAGCUGGAUGCUGUUGUGGAUAGAAUCGUCAGCGGUUUGUUUAGUGUCAGUGUUACAAUGGGAUCGAUACCCAUCAUCAGAUGCCCCAAAGGCGGUGCAGCCGAACUGAUAGCCGCGAAACUCGAUCGAAAACUUCGCGAUCAUAUCUUAAAUUCCAAGGAUAACCUCUUUUCCGGUAAUAAUCAGCGACAGGGAGGCGCCCUGCCCUCAAGCAGACCUGUUCUCAUAAUCAUCGAUCGAAACGUUGACCUUGUUCCCAUGCUUUCCCACUCAUGGACCUACCAGUCGCUUAUUCAUGAUGUCUUGAAAAUGCAUCUGAACCGCAUUACGGUAGAGUCACCCGUCGACGAGUCGAAUUUAGCCAAGGGGACCACAACCAGAUCUUACGACUUGAACGUUAAUGACUUCUUUUGGAAUCGAAACGCAGGAGUCCCGUUCCCCCAGGUUGCUGAAGAUAUUGAUGCCGAAUUAACUCGGUAUAAAGACGAUGCAAACGAGAUCACCAAGAAGACGGGGGCGUCUUCAAUCGAAGAUCUCAACAUUGAUGCUAGUGCAUCUGCUCAGCAUCUGAAAACCGCCAUCACACUCCUUCCGGAGCUACGUGAACGGAAAGCUCUUCUGGAUAUGCACAUGAACAUCGCUACCGCCUUACUCAAGGGGAUCAAAGACCGCCAGCUUGACAACUUCUUCCAACUUGAAGAAAAUAUCAACAAACAAAACAAAGCGCAGAUGCUUGAGAUUAUAUCAGACACCGAACGUGGGAACAACCCCGUCGAUAAACUGAGAUUAUUCAUAAUUUGGUUCUUAAGCACAGAAUCGGAUUUAUCUCGUGCAGAACUGAAUAGCUUUGAGGAAGCACUGAAACAAGCUGGCUGUACUGAUAUCAGCCCCUUAGCUUACGUGAAGCGCGUACGAGAAGUUACCCGAAUGACAAUGAUGUCGACAUCAACAUCAACAGCGCCCCAGCAGCCGUCAUCCGAUCUUUUCCGGGGCUUUUCCUCCCUCUCCAACCGCCUCACAGACCGUAUCACGGCAGGCGCCCUUGGCGCAAACUUCGAUUCGCUUAUCUCGGGCGUCAAAAACUUCCUCCCUGCCAACAAAGACCUCACCAUCACGAAGAUUACGGAAUCAAUCAUGGACCCAUCGGCAGCGUCCAGUUCGACUAUAGCGCUCACAGAGAAUUACCUCUACUUUGACCCACGGAGUGCAAACGCUCGCGGUGCCAUGCCACCUUCGGUUGCAUCCACACGCAACGCCCAGUCUAGUGGGACGACAACGAUUGGAACAAGUGCAACAUUUGGCCAGAGACGCCAGGCAUUCAAUGAAGGUAUUGUCUUCACUGUCGGUGGCGGCAGCAUGGACGAAUACGGCAAUUUGCAGGAUUGGGUGCAUCGUACUGGGGGCGGACAGGCUGGAGCAGGCAUCUCUGGAGGAAAUGGAGCAAACGCCGGUGCCAGUGGUACAUCUAAUUCCUCUGGUCUUAAUCCCGGGAGAAGGGUUGUAUAUGGUAGUACCGAACUCUUAAAUGCUGACGACUUCCUGACGGAGGCUCUUGGGAAACUUGGACAAGAGAGCUGA